Molecule: messenger RNA, 1414 nt
Organism: Saccoglossus kowalevskii
Lineage: Eukaryota; Metazoa; Hemichordata; Enteropneusta; Harrimaniidae
Cellular component (GO): cytoskeleton
Molecular function (GO): microtubule binding
Source: RefSeq, a predicted model, not a curated record
GAGACACAAGCAUCAUAAAGACUGCAGAAGAAAACGUCCUAAACCCAAAGUAGACCAAGACUGUAGUUUAACACACUAUACAGUGACUUUUGGACCCCAUCCUGGUACACAUCGUCCUGAUGCAAUCAGACCACCACCCACAGCCAGAGAUCCAGCUCCACCAAAAAUGGAUUUUACUACAAGCAAUAGAACAGAUUAUAUACCAAGAAGUAUGAGUGGUAGAGGAAUACUUAUCAAACAAGAGAAUGGAUAUGAGCCAAGUGUUAUGCCAUUUGAUCCAUCCACUGUGUAUAAAGAGACAUAUCCUGGUCACAUGUCAUUCCCUGAAGUCAAAUACACAAGACCACAAACACAGAGUAGAAGACAGACAUCAGCCAAGUUUGACCCAAGAACUGCACAUAAAGAACACUACAAAGCAUGGGUACCACAACCUCCAAUCACAUUUGGUGAAUUACCAACAUUUACAGGUUCUAUUUUAUAUCCUGGAGCUAAACUUGGUGAACUUAGAUCAGUUACACAGAAAGAUUAUCCUGGAUAUAAAGGAGAGAAAAGAGAACCAAUAAUUCAAAUAGACGGGAAUAUUAAAAUAGAAGGAUCUUUUGACCAUGCGACAACACACAACAACACAUACAAGGAUAUGGGACCCGGACACAAAGCCGAGAAAAUCAAACACAUUGAACAAAUGAAACAACCAGAUAGACGAGACAAACUGGAUGCAAUAACCAAAUAUAUGAGAGAUUUCCCUGGUUAUAAAAGUCAACCAUUACCACCAAGAGCUGCUGUACCAGCGCCAGCUACCAUCUCACUCAGUAUGGAUACAAAAACUGAUUUUUCAACCGAACAACGUCAUGAAUUUCAAGGUAUUGAUACGCGUAAACAUCCAAGAGUCGAAUCUAUGAAGAAAGAAGUUGACACGUAUGAACCACCUACUGUUAAAUUUGAAACUAUGACAUCAAAUAAGGUUGAUUACAAGCCCAUUGAUGUGAGUGCAAAUUACCAUCCUCCGAAAAUGAACCCAGAACACACAGCAACCAGAGAACAAGGUAAAUUUGAUGGCCGCACAAUGAAUAUGAAACACUUUCAAGACUGGGGCGUACAACCACGAAUACGCUACGGGGACUUUAACGAGGCUAAUAUCUAUAUACCACCUAAAGGAGAAAUGAGAAAAACAACAACAACUAAAGAAACAUUCACACCCAAGAAAGGAGAAGCCGUUAAAAGUUUCAAACCAGAAGAUAAAGCAAUUGCAAGAGAUGGAAAACAGGACUUUACUACUGUACAUAACGAGACGUAUAAAAGUCUGAAACUCCCAAUGUGUCCAUCACAAACAUUCUUACUACAGCAGGAGAUUAGAAGACGACGAGAAGAGAAAAGGAACAGACAUCGACUUGAAAAACCCAUUGGAGCUCAUUAG